AUUCAAUCAAAACUGCUCUACCAUAGAAGAAUCCACGAACUUUGAAGAGGAGAAAAGCUAAAUCUGUUGCAUUUGGCUGUCAGUCCCCGUGGAAGUGUUACCUUUUCGCUCAAUCUGAUAAUUUACUGUCGAGGUUAUAAAAGAAAUUACCAUGAUGCGCCUCCGCUGCCAAACUAUGCCAGUGGGUAAAACGUCUACAAGACCCAAAAACCGGAAGAUUGCACCUGUCAACGGUGCCGAAAACAUUCCUCCAACUGGUACGGACAACCUGGAGAAAUGGGCACGUUUCAACCUUUCAAAAAACAGCAGUGAAUGUUGGGUUGACAAAUCCACGUCUAAGAUGGUUACUAAGCAGCAUCCAGGCAAGGAACAUAUUGAUAAAACUAGCAAAUCCUCUCGUCCGAAGAAGGCCGGGAUAAAGGCGACACUGAAGCUGUUAAAAAAACAUUCGAAGAUAUCGUUACACAAUCGAGAUGGCGACUCCUCCACGAUGGACGUUGACGUAAAAUCUUCAGACGAGAGGAUGGAUCAUGAAUUAUCUAACAGGUCGUCCUCUUUUUCCUCAUCCUCCUGGUCAUCGUCGACAAAACCACUUAAUGUAACUAGUACGCCCUGUGACGACUACUCGGACGAAAUUUAUCAUUAUUUACAGACGAUGGAAAUUGUAACUUGCCAACCGAUUAAUUUCUUGGAAGGUGACGGUAAUCCAAUUAACAGCUACUCGAGGGCAAUACUAAUGGAUUGGUUGGUUAAAGUCCAGUGUCACUUGGAACUACUGGACCAGACAUUGUUUUUGGCGAUGAAUUUGAUUGACAAGUUUAUAUCAGUUUCGAAGACUACUCUUGAUAAGUUGCAGUUAGUUGGGAUAACUUGUUUACUCAUCGCUUCCAAGUUAGAGGAAAGGUACCCACCAGAGAUCGCAGUUCUCUGUUACCUUACCGAUCACACGUACUCCAAGAACAUGGUCUUGCGUAUGGAAAUCAUCGUGCUCAGAAAAAUCAGAUUUGGUCUUUCUCUUCCCACAUCAACCACUUUCUUUGAUAUGCUAUCAUGCUCAGAAGACACGAGGGUGGCCCAUUUAGGGAGAUAUUUGAUGGAUUUAAGUCUUUGUACUACGGGUAUUCUUAGUUUCCCACCAUCGUUACGAGCUGCAGCAGCCUUGCGUCUAGCGCAACGAAUUUGGGAUUCUGAAUGUUGUGACGAGGGGUCAUCUUCUCUUAAUGAAUACACGGAUGAAGAUAUGACGCAAUGUAUUCAAAUGUAUGCCAGGUUAUUACUCAAAGCACCGACCGCAAAACAACAGGCUGCUCGUACUAAAUAUAGCAGUAGAUCCCGAUACAACGCCAUCAGCUUCCAUCCAAUGCUCACCGAAUCGGCAGUGGUGUAUUCAUACGCACACGAGGACGAGUAUUCGACCGUUAUAUGAACACGUAAUGUGUAAAUUUCCCUUUACCAGAAGUAACGGCGCAUGAAAACAAUUUUCUGACUGCUAUGUCGUCGAACGUUAAAUGAACUAAUUUGAAAUAGUUUUCAUAAACAAUGAUUUAUUUCAGUACUAGAACUAAUUUGAUAAUUGAGGAGAGCUUAGUAUUCGUUUAUUUUUAGUUCCAUGUUGUGAUUUAUUUAAAAACUCGAUAGCUUUGAAGUGCAGUACCAUUAACAAAUAUCGCCUUCACAUAGGGCAAUUUAACUACUUCAUAUGGUAAAUUGCUAUCUGACGAAAAUUGAAAAAAAAAAACAUUUAUUCAGAUAUUGGUGGUUUAAUAUAGUAUUGGUUAUUGAAUUUGAUGUGUUCUCUGCAGGCAGAGAAGCCUAUAUAUGUUGUACAAUGUAUUAAGUUCAACGACUGUUGUAUAUGUAUAUGUUAGCUUGAUAAACUAACCCAAUAUAAAGUAGUAAUUAUAAAAAUAUUAUUAAUUUUAAAAAAAGGAUAUUAAAAAAAUCAAAGAUUGUAAAUCUUGUGACGUAGUCAUUAAUAUUUAACUUGUAUCGAAUUAUUCAAAUAUCAACUAUUCUCGCCCGUCAGAAUCACCGACAAAAAAAAUAAGAUUCCAAAAUAAAAAUACAAUUGCUUAUAAAGUAAA
This is a messenger RNA of Saccoglossus kowalevskii, 2084 nucleotides long. Its product is annotated as G2/mitotic-specific cyclin-B2-like. Gene Ontology annotation, biological process: mitotic cell cycle phase transition. Gene Ontology annotation, molecular function: cyclin-dependent protein serine/threonine kinase regulator activity. NCBI's taxonomy places the organism in Eukaryota, Metazoa, Hemichordata, Enteropneusta, Harrimaniidae. The record is from RefSeq and is a predicted model, not a curated record.